AUGCGUCUCACGUGUCUCCUAAUAAUUUCAGCCAUAUUUUUGGCUGAAAUUCGUGCGGAAGGUGUGGAUGCGGACUUGCGGCAGAAGACGGUAGGCUUCCGCGCGGCUCCAAAAAAUCCCAAAUUCAAUUUCAGGAUGAGCAAGACGCCGAUUCGUCCACCGAAAAAGAGACAUUUUCGGGCUCCGUCGAUGAGUACUGUAACAAAUUCGAGAAACAUUACUCAUAUUAUUGUACCGGAUCGGAGAGCACAGACACUACUAAUAAUAUGAGCAAGGAUUUUUGUCCGAGCUACAAAAAAGUGUGUGCGACGAAGAAGGAAGUUACACAAAGUCUGACGUCGUGGCCAGAAAAUCCGUUUGAGAAGAGGAUUACUACUGUGGGGAACUCGGCGGAAAUUGUUGGAAGUUCGAGAAAAUCUGGAGGAAGAUCUAGGAAAUUUCGAGAAGAUCGAGAUUCGGAAGAGGAUGAGAGUGUUUAUUAUGAGGAAUUGAGAGUUAGUGCAACUUUUGGGGCUGAAAAUCCUGAUUUUCAGAAUUCUAGACAAGAUUUUCGUGCUGAAAACACUGAAAUCGUUGAUUUUCAGCAAUUUUCAGUGAUUUCAGCGUUUUCAGCGCAAAAUUUCAGCCAGGAAACUUUCUUCCAGCUAAAUAAAAGCUAGAAAAAGUUAUCCAAAGUCUGAAUUUUUGUGUUUAAAACGUUGGAAUUGGUGAUUUUCAGCAAUUUUCAGUGCUUCCAGCAUUUUCAGCACAAAAUUUUGAUCUAGAAAAUUUUUUCACCAAAAAAUUGGGCUGGAAAAAGCUAUCCAAACUGUUUUUGGCUGAAAAUCCAGAUUUUCAGAUUUCUAAAUCAGAAUUUUUCGCUGAAAAUCAUGGAAUACCUCAAUUUCAGCGAUUUUCAGUGAUUCUAGCAGUUUCAGCGUAAAAUUUUGACCUAGAAAAAUUUUUCAGCAAAAAUUGAGCUAUCCAAACUGUUUUUGGCUGAAAAUCCAUGUUUUUUCAGCCAAAACUUUUCUAGACCCAAAUUUCGUGCUGAAAACGCUGGAAUUCUCCAUUUCCCACCUACAGUACUCCUACAGUACCCUUUUUGCAGCGUCGUUACCCCUGCAAACCCGAUUGUGAUCAACGCAUCUUCCCGCAUUGCACAACAAAAUGCAAAUGUGACUACAUUUAUCCGGUUGUACAGCGAUUCUGUAAUCCACCUCCAAUGCCAUUAUUCCUGAAUACAUGCAGGUACGGUAGCUACAGUACUCCUAGUUGAAUUUGGCGCGAAAAUCUGAUCAUUUUGAUAUAAAAAUCGAUAUUUUUGGGUCAAUUUCGACCAAUUUUCAUGAUUUUCGCGCCAAAAUCUACAGUAUUCCCCCCUAAAUACCGUAAUCUUCAGAUUAUGGUAUCAUGGAUGUCCACAGUAUGAAAGAUAUCACUAUGCUUCACAAUUCAUCUACUCGAAAGCCAAUAAGGGAAAAGUUUUGCGUGAGUUCGGCUGAAAUUAUUGAUUUUCAGCGAUUUUCACGAAUUCCAGCGUUUUCAGCACAAAAUUUCAGAAAAAUUCCCCAAAUUUCAGUGAAAUCACAACUUUUCUGGCUGAAAUUUUGUGCUGAAAACGCUGGAAUCGCUGAAAAUCAACAAUUCCAGCAUUUUCAGCACAAAAAACUGAUCUAAAACCCCCAAAUUUUCAGCCGGAGCACCAGAUCAAAGCAAUCCCUACAACAUCCCAGCUCCAAUGCCUCUCGGCCGUCACAAAAACCGCGCAAUGGCCCUGGCUCCAAUUUUGCGCCGUCAAAAACGUGACGCGGAAGCUCCGGAAGCGGAAAAACUCGAGCUAAUCAUUCCGCCUCCAGUUCCAGAAGCAUUUUUAAGACGCGCCGAAGAGAAACAGCUGGAAAGGUACGGUUUGUCAGCUCGAACAUCGCUGAAAAUCCCCCCGAAUUUUCAGCCCGCGAAAAUCGCGACGCGUCAGAAAAUCGCGAAGAUCUUCGUCGCAUCGACGACGGCGACUUCGACGACAUCGCAACAAUUAUUAUUCGACACCAACUACACCAAGACCAUUGACACCAAGGGAAUUGUGGAGGGCGUUGAAGUGAGUGGGGGGCCAAGGGGACCAGCAGGCCUGAGAAAGGCCUAUUUUUGAGUCCAAACAAGCCUAGGUCUGAAAAAGGCCGAUUUUUUGAGUCCAAACAAGCCUAGGCCUGAAAAAGCCCUAUUUUUUGAGUCCAAACAAGCCUAGGCUUGAAAAAGGCCUAUUUUUUGAGUCUAAACAAUCCUAGGCCUGAAUAAAACCCUAUUUUUAAGCCUAAACAAUCCUAGGCCUGUGAAAAGCCUGAUUUUUGAGUCUAAAUAAGCCUAGGAACAUUCUUAGCGCUGAAAAAAUUCAAAUUUCAACAUUACCCGCCAGAAAAGCCACGUGUAAACGCGGAGCGUCGUUGUUUUCAGUCAAAAAUUGUUUUUGAAUAGGAAAACAACGAUGCUGCGUGCUUACACCGUGAAAAACUGCAUUUUAGAGCUUUCCCGCCAAAAAACACUCAAAACCCCUCAUUUUUCCCGCCAAAACCCACAGUACCCCCCACUCCAGGAAAAUCAACGGAAUCACAUCGGGUCCCGACGCGAUUGGCGUCAAAUCCUCGCCGGCCACUUUAAAGGGACAGACCGAGAAAGGAGGUCUCGAUGGAUUUUUGGAGUCUCUAGGCGAAAACCAACAAAAUCCGAAUACUGCCACGUGGCAAGGCGUUGGUGGGUACUACAGUAACCCAUAAUGUUCAUAUGUGUCUAUGUCCCUUUAAUAUUUAACCCCGUGUGCCUUUAAUAAAGCUUUUUGUAAUACACUGUGUGUCAACGAAAAUUUUGAAUUUCAAAUUUUUCGCGCUGAACUAAAUGUAUGUGUAAACGCGGAGCAUCGUUGUUUGAAAAAAAAAUCAAAUUUUUAGCCGCAGAUCCACGAACUUUCACCAAAGAAUUGGUGGAAAACUUGAAACCCGAGGAAAAAAGUGAGUUUUUCGGAGAUUUUCAGCAAAAUUCUGGAAUUUUCCAGCAACAGAGAUGAAAACUCGAAUAAUUUCGCCUGGAUUACGAACUGCCACCGUUGCCCAAGAGCCAUCGGAGCAAAAAUCAACCGGAAAAGCUAGGUAACACUGGGGAAUUUUGCGCAUUUUUGAUUUUCAGCACAAAAUUUCAGCCUAGAAAAAGAUUACCCAAAAAAAGUUGCUUUUUGGCUAAAAUUUUUUGCUGAAAAUGCUGGAAAAUUAGUAAUUCUAGUGUUUUCAGCACAAAAUUUCAAGCUUCUGGUUUCACUGAAAUUUUGUGCUGAAAAUCACCAAUUUUAUCAUUUUCAGCCUGAAAUAUAGGUUUAGAACACUUUUGCAAAGCUAAUAAGCUUCAGAAAAAGCCUUUCGCACAAAAUUUCAGUUAAAAAAGCUCAUCGGCUGCAAUCUCGUGCUGAAAACGAUGGAAUCACUGAAAAUCAGUGAUUCCAUCGUUUUCAGCACAAAAUUUCAGCCUGUUAGUCGAAUUUUCCACAAAUUCCCUAACCUUCAGAACGCAUCAAGUUCCAAUUCUGCCAGCCGAUUCCGAGUUCGCUCAAUUCGCCGCCAAUUCUCCCAACGACUUCAACGCGCUAUCCGACAGUCGUGGUCUGGUUCACCAGGUUCGAAGUCGUUCGCCGUUCACAAAACCCGGAUUGUGGGAGCCGAAUCCGGCCGAUCCGCACAGCAGAGAUCCACCCAAUAAAUAUUGGUAUCAUCCCGAAUCUGUCGGUGUUGAUUGGCUCAAUGGACAGGUGAGCAGCGAAUUUUGGGGGUGUUUUGAGCGCGCAAUUCGCGCUCAGCGGGGGAAAUAUGAAAAUUUUGAAUUUUUGACGAGAAAUAUCACAUUUUACAAUAAUAAUACCGUAAAAUUCGAGCUCAGCGUGCUCGAAUUUCCCGGGAAAUAUGAAAAAUUCAAAUUUUAGGACAAAAAAAUUAAAAAUUACAAAAAAACACUUUUGUGGUGAGAGCCGCACGCUGCGCCUUUAAAAUACUGUAUUUUCCAACAUUUUGAGCACAAAAUUCGUGCUCAGCGUGCUCGAUUUACCCGGAAAUAUCAAAUUUUAGGACAAAAAAUAAAAAUUUACAAAAAAACCUGUUUUUUUCAAGUUCGUGGCGUGACCUGUAAGCCGUACAUUAUGCGCCUUGAGAAUACCGUACUCUCCAACAAUUUAAGCACAAAAUUCGUGCUCAGCGUGCUCGAUUUACCCAGAAAACCAGAAAUUUAGGCUGAAAAAUUCUUUUUUUUCGAAAAUAAAAAAACCAAUCGCUUCGAGACCCGCGCGCCACACACGCUGCGCCUUGAAAAUACCGUAGUCAUUUUUGUGUGUUUUUUUUUCAUUUUUUCUCAAAAUUCCUGUUUUUCAGCUGCAAUGGGGAGGACAUUGGGCAGUUCCAGCUGCUGGAGUUGGAGGAACUGCUGGAAUGAGUGCUGUGCAUUUCCCAACAAUUGGAAGUUUUCUCAAUAUUCCUGAUGAUUAUGAUUAA
This is a messenger RNA of Caenorhabditis angaria, 4502 nucleotides long. Lineage: Eukaryota; Metazoa; Nematoda; Chromadorea; Rhabditida; Rhabditidae. The record is from the annotation of a GenBank genome assembly.